Molecule: messenger RNA, 2942 nt
Organism: Strongylocentrotus purpuratus (purple sea urchin)
Lineage: Eukaryota; Metazoa; Echinodermata; Echinoidea; Camarodonta; Strongylocentrotidae
Exons: 2
Coding region: 625-1614 (329 amino acids)
Source: RefSeq, a predicted model, not a curated record
UUAAAUAAGACUCGAUUAUAAGAACAACCAGUAAACAUUUAUGUCAGUAAUAUGAUUUCUUCGACUUUUGGUAUGCACCGGUCUCUUCUUCCUUUUGAUACAGUUUGCUGAAAGCACACAACUAGCUGCUGCAUUUGGAAGACGAAGCGAAGGAGCAAUUGACGAUGGCAUAACACAAAUUCAAUGAAUCCAACCAAGCAAGAAACCAAGCAGAAAGAACAUUGGGUAUUUGUUAAAAUAUAUCCUUCAAACAGCUAGUCACGCGUUGAGGUACCUAUUUGCCCGACUGGACAAACAACCCUGUUCCAACUAUUCAAAAGCUUCUGAAACAAGUGCGUUUUCAACAAAACCCAAACUCUACUAUAUUGAUGAACUUAUGAAGAGUAUUGACUUAUGAACGCAGAAAUGUCUGAUACAUUAAAGCCUACUUUGAUUAUUUCAUAGUCUGCAAUACAUCACUUCAAGUGUUAUAUUUUUUAAAAAAAGAAGGAAAUCGUUUGGGCUCUUGUAGGGUCGUCUGUUACGAAAGGCUAAUCAGAUCAAAGUUUUGAGCCGCUUAUCCCGAGACUCCAUCAUAUUCUAUUCAAACUUUGAAAUUUUAAAGAAAUUCCAGCCAAAGUUACAAUGGCAAACAUGAUUCAUACCUGCAUAAUCUUGUUCAUAUUAUGUAAGACGGCAUGCAAUGCAACAAUCCUAAAUUCAAUGGAGGGAGAAUUAGCAGAGCUGGAUUUUCCGUACCCAUGUAACGUUUCGAGAGUUACAUUUCAGUACGCAAACAGAGCCCCAGCAUAUAACUCGGCCGAUCCAAACUCUAACUCUUUGCCUCCAAAUCAAAAUCUCACUUUCAAACACGAAAGUGAGAAUAACGAAUGUUCCCUACAUCUUACUAUCAACCCUGUCCUGAGAAAUGAUGCAGGGACCUACAUUCUUACAGCCUAUAAUGUUAAUGAUCAGUAUAUAUAUGGUAAAAGGGUUGGGUUGAGAGUUGACUAUCCUCCUGGCAAGGCAUUUUGUGAUUCAGGUGAAGUGUAUAUUGAAGGGGAAUGGAUCAGACUACAUUGUUCAGCUCCAGAGGGUAAUAAUGUACCCGGUCAGAUCAUGUGCUACCAAGAUGGCAUGAGGCUGCCCCCUUUGACUUCACCCGGAACUCUAGAUCAGGUAAUAUUAGCUAGACCUGCAGCAGGUUUGGUAUAUUGCUGUUCUUCUUCUUUGCAACAGACGGAAGACAGAUGUGAUUGUAAGGAUAGUACCUGGGAUCCCAUCCUGAAAACUACAGCUACUAAUGGCAUCGAUCCCUGUCCUGGUGUUCUGUCGACGCCCCACCCAACAUCUUAUCAAACUGUUCAAGCAAGUAAUAAUUCUACGCGUCCGGCAUCAAGUGCACAAUCAUGUGUCUUGAAAAAUGAGACAACCCAUACUUAUUUGAAAUUGUUGGUAUGUGGCGUCAUCUUGAUAUUGUGUGUAUUAUCUCUUUUUCUUUAUCCUAUGUUUUAUUUCACACGUAAACGAAUAAUGUAUUAUCGACGCUCAUAUAAACGUGAUAACAUGGCUGAUUUACGUCCAACACCAAAACUAUUACCCACAAAUACCACUUCUGAAAUUGUGUUAACCUAAUGCAGAUCGCUGUCCUCGAUCAUUGACAUGGCAGCAACAACAAACAAAUUCAUCUGAAAAAGGCCACCUUAAUAAAUAUUAACCUAUGAAACAAACCAAAACAGUGCGAUUAACUAAACAAAAAAAGAAGCAAACCGAAGAACAGUGUUUUGAAGCCUGUCCCAAAAUCGUUACCCAUUUCACAAAAUAAUAUUAACCCUUCAAAGUAAACUUAGACUACUGGACAAAACUGUUGUCAGUCUGACCAUAGCCGUAUGGGUUAGCCCGAAAUACACAGAGCCACUGAAAAAAGGCUCUAUCUAAAAACUUUGUCUGCAGGAAGUGGUGUGACUGGAAAUUACAAUACACACACACACACACACACACACACACACACCACCACCAUUGACAACACUUUCUGUGUUUAUAAUUUGUAUGUAAUAGUAAGUGAUGUACAUUCAAAUUAGGCAUUUCAAGCAGUUUUGAUUUUGAUACCUAAUGGUUGUCAAUGGAAUCACAAUUGAUAUGGAGAUGCAUAGUCCAUUAUACUAUACAUAAUGUAAUAUAUCUAAAAAGAAAUGUAAAUGCGGAGAAGGACAUACAUAACCAAGAAGAAGAAGAAGAAGGAGGAGAAGAAGAAGGAGAAGAAAAAGACUUGAGCUUGCCCUUUGAGCGAGAUUCCUUAAGUACUUUGUACUUGCACGGAGAUUUCUUAUUCAUUAAAUAUAUUUUGCAUGUGUAUUAUAUAAGGUUCAUUCCGUUCAUAGCUUAAACUUCUUUGGGCUUAUAAUCGACGAAAGGCUAAAUUGAACAGGACAUGUUGACAAUUAUCAUGAAGAAAAAAAAAAUAAGUUCAGUAUAUAUAUCGGCAUAAUGUGUAAGCUCAGUUUAGUGAUACCUUGCAAAUUUUGUAUCUAGUCAUAUCCGACGACCGGGGUAUCGCAGGGCCCUCAGGGAGAACCGUAUAAAUACUGAUGAGGCUAUACCCUGGAUAAACAAGACAUAUUAUUAUUAUUAGUAUUAUUACUAUCCCAAUUAAUGUAGUCUUGUUUGGUCAGGGACCAGUUCAAAUGAUUUAUAACGCUUAUAAUAUGUAUAGUACAAAAGAAUGCUGUUCGAAUAUGCACUAAUUCCCACUAUCUUGCCUCGUCAUUUAAAAAAAAUUGAAUACCUUCAAUUUUUUUUUGGAUAAAAACUGGCACUUUUUAUGUUCGCAUACAUCAAUGCACUACUAUUUGCAAUUUUAGACAAUUUUUUUGACAAUCGGAUUUUGAAAUAGCUUCACAAUUCCUCUAAUUUGUCCUUGUUUGACAAUACAUGUACAUGUAUAUAUUAUUAUGUAUUUUUUG